Dictyostelium purpureum is the source of this 5581-nucleotide messenger RNA. RefSeq lists its product as uncharacterized. The coding region runs from base 1 to 5325 and encodes 1774 amino acids. The record is from RefSeq and is a predicted model, not a curated record. Lineage: Eukaryota; Evosea; Eumycetozoa; Dictyosteliales; Dictyosteliaceae. The transcript has a single exon.
AUGGCCAGUCCUUUCAUCCAAUCAGAGUUUUUACAUUCACCCAAUAAAAACCAUGAAUUAUUUAUUCCAAUAAAAAAAAAUUUAGAAUCAAUUGAAAAAAUAGUAUUUGAUAUUGAUAGAAAUAAUAUUCCAAUAUUUAGGGAUUUAUUAAUAAUUUUUUUUAAAUACCGACAAUCACAUUUAUCAUUCAUAGAACAAGUAACAAAUAUUGCCAAAGAAUCUUUAACAUCAACUGGAAAACCUGCAUCACAUAGAAUUUUAAAAUCUCCACCGUUAUUUAUUAGUGAAGAUUUGGAAUAUUAUAAAGUUAAAUCAUUAGAACAAGCUUAUAAAAUUGUAUCGUAUGACCCAAUAGAAGCUAGAUAUAAAAAGGGAAAUAAAUCAGGAACUAGCUAUGUAAGUUUAUUGGAUCAAGUUUGUUACAAAAUUGAUAAUGGAUCUCAUUUAUUAAAACCAGCAAAAGAAUAUGCAAUAUAUCAAUUCAAUAAACUAUUAUUCCCAACAUUACUUCUCGUUUCUCCAACUCAAUUAUUUGCACUAGAUAAUUUUGAAACUUUUUCAGUUGACUCAUUACCACUGGAUAUUAGGAAAAUAUUAGGGGAAGAAAAAACAAAUUAUGACGAAUAUUCGAUUUCAAAACUUUUAGAAAAAGCUCCACAUAUUUAUAAAAUCAUAGAAAAUGGUUUGCAAAACCAAACAGUUUUUAUUCAAGCAUCAUUAAUUAUUAAUGGAGAAACACUUGAGAAAUAUUUAAAUCGAGCAGAUACAAACUAUAAUCAAAUUAAUUUGAAAAGUUACAGUUCACAUAUUAUAUCAAGUUUAUUAUCUAUUCAAACAGAUUACAAACCAGAUAAUCUUAUAUUAGAAGAAAAUACAAAUAAUAUUAUUGGUAUUGAUAAUGACGAGUCAUUGGAAUCAAAUGAAAUAGAAAUAUUUCCAAAUAACAACAAAGAUGGUUUUACUAGGGUCGGGAAUAUAUUGUUUACACUCAAAGAAUUAAUGAUACAGCGAAUCGAUGAAGAAGUCAAAAAUCAAUUUAUUCAACACACACCAUCACUCUUUAUUUUAAAAUGGUUAAAACUAAUUGAAAACAAACAAUCAAAUUAUGAUUCUAUUAUUUCAAAAUUGCUAGACCCUUAUGAAACUCAUGACCAAAAUCAAAAAAAAAACAAUUUUAGAAAUGAAUUAAAUUUACCUUUAAUGUUUAAUAGCGGCUGGAUAACUUUAAUGUUUCAAAGAUUUAAAACAAUUAGACAACAUUUAAUAUCAAAUCCAAACACUACACACCAGGAACUAUUUGAUUUAAUACAUCCACUUUUAAGUAUUUACUACACACUAUUAUCAAAUAAAUACUCAAAUCCAUUAGAUAUAAUUGGUUCAAUAAAAAAUGAAGAAGAAAAUGAAAACACAAAAAUACCAUUUAGUAGAUUAUUAGAACAAAUAGAAGAUCCAUCUAUAUCUCAAAAUAUCUCAGAAUUAAUUCAAAAACAAGCAACUAUUAAUCAAGAGAGAAUAUCCAUUUCAGAUUCAAUAAAAGAACUUGUAUCUCAAACCGAUUAUAAUGACUUAAUAGAAUGUAAAUCUUUAAAUGGUGUAAAUGAAUGUGUUCCAUUUUGUAAAUUUAUUGUUGAAUGGUUAGAAAUCGUAUAUUCAACAUAUAAUGGAAAAGAUGAUAAAGUUCCAUUCCACGAUUCUUGGUAUCAAAAUAAAGAUCAUUUAUUUAAAAGAUUAUUAAAUUAUGAAACAUCUAUCAAAUGUAUAGAACUAGUUGUGAAAUCAUUGGACAUCAAAAUUAAUAACGAAAACUAUCUUACAACUAUAGUUGAAAGCGGAAUACUAAAGAAUCCAAACAGUUGGUAUUUGAUCGAAUUUUUAAUCAAUUAUUUUAGUUUAGAUAUUGAAAGAAUCGAAAAUGGAUAUUCAUUAUUAGAUUUAUCAUCAUUAAAUUACAAUUUCAAUGUAUUCAUAAAUUUAAUUAAAAUUGGUGCUGGAAAAAACUCAAAUGGAAUAGCUAUUGGUGAAUUUUAUCAGACAUUCUCUUAUCAACAGAAAUUAGAGUUAAAACCCUUCUUAAAAAACUUAUUUUUAAUUAAUCCAAAAAUUACAUGGAAUAUUUCAUUAAAUCAACUAUUCCCUUUAGAAAAUUUAAUCCCAACCAAUAAUAACAUAUCAAUAAAAUAUUUAGAAACAGAUGGAACAUUAAGAAGAGUAAUAUCAGAAAAGUAUUGUAAUCAAAUAUUUAAUCAAGAUGGUACACCAAAGAAAACAAAUGAAAAAGGUGAAAGGGCAGUCACAUUAAUUGAAGAUGAGUUUGGUAAUGGUAUCUAUUUAAAAUUCAAGCCACAAUUCCCAGGUAUUGAAUAUGCAGUACAAAUAUUAUCAGAACAACUAUUUGGUGAGAAUUUAACAACACAUUGUGAAAUAGGAUCAAUCAAUUCAACUCCAGUAUUGUUAUCUCAACAAGUAACAGGUGAAGUUUUAAUAGAUAUACUAAAUCAAAAUACAAAUACAAUAAAUCAAAUUGAAUCUUCAAAUAUCUCAAAGCAAAUAAUAUUAUCAAUAAUUAUCAAUAAUGCCGAUGGUAAUUUGGGAAACUAUAUAGUUGUACAAAACUACAACAACUUAAACAAUAGAACCAUAUAUAAAAUGUUUUCAAUUGAUAACGAUCAAUCAUUUAUGCCAUCAAAAGCUACUGGAUUAUUAAAUUUCUUAAGUUAUUCCAAACCGCUACAAGCAGACUCUGUAUUAUUUUUAUUUGAUCAAAUGAAUCAUGUUGUGCAUCAAGAUAUUAUCGAUUGUUUCAAAGAUUUAGAUAUUUACAAUGUUUUAGAAACUUGGUUAGAAAACUUGUUAACUUAUCAUAACAAGAUGUUAAAACUAUUUUCAUCAAAAAAAGAAGAAUUAAAACAAAAAAAAGAAACUAUUAUUGGAGUAUCUUUUAACAAUGGAAUGAUCAUACAUUUAUAUUCAAAGCUGAAACGUUUACAACAACUUUUAAAAGAUAAUUCAGAAGAAAAAUCCACCCACCUAGAUUUAUUAAGCAAUUUAGAACCAUUAAUUGCAAAUAGAUACAAACCUUAUUUAAAUUUAAAUAUAUCAAUAAAAGAAAGAUAUAACGAAUAUUUCAACUAUAUAAAUCCAACAAUUCAACAAUUAACAUGUACAACACACUCAGCAGCACAAUUAUUGCAAUCAAAAAGUAUUCCAAAUUCAAAUGAUAUUUUUUCAAAACUAUGGGAAGAAGAAUAUAGUCCAGUUAAAGCAUUGCGUGAAUUGCAUAGUCACAAAAAAAAAGUAAAGCAUUUAUUAGAUCUCAUUUUAAAACUGGAGAAAAAAGAAUCAUAUAGUAUAUCAAACUAUGACACAGAAUGUUUAUUAGAAACAGAUUUCAGCACUAUUACAGAUCAACAAUAUACUACACUUUCUAAAUAUUUAAAAUUAAAAGAGAUAUCAUUUCUCAGUUUUAGAAAUAGUCAAAUAAAUUUUAAUCCACUCAAACAAUUUUUUCCACUCAGACAAUAUAAUCCACUCAACCAAUAUAAUUUACACUCAAUUAUCAUUCUCGAUUUAUCUGGAUGCACCAAUUUAUAUAAUUUAGGAAACCAAGGUUACUUUUCAACAUUAGAAUUUAACAUAUUAAACAAACUAAAACUUGAUAGGUGCCCACAACUUUCAACUAUAUAUGUUUCAGCUCCAAAUUUAGUUUUUUUAAGUGCUACUGAAUGUAAAAAGCUAGACAAUAUUAAUAUCAAAACACCAUCUAUUAAAUAUUUAAAUGUAAAUGGUUCGAAAUUAACAAACUUUGACAUUUUUGAUUUAAGUCAACUAGAUAAAUCAAAUAAUGCAUUUAACAAUUUAGAGUACCUUAACAUAUCAGAAACUGAAUUCUCAACCAUCACAAUCAAACUAACUAAAUUAAAAUGUUUGGAAAUCUCUUUAAUGAAGAAAUUAACAACUGCAUAUUUAGAAAUACCAUCUAUAGAAUCUAUUAAUUUCAAAGGAUGUGAAUCAUUAAAAAUAAUAUCAACAAUGCAAAAUAACUACGAUAUCAACUUUAAUUUAGAUAGACUUUUAAAUCAUCCAGAAACUAUUGAGUACAUUAAAAAAAGAAAAAUUUCACUCAAUUUAACUGCUUCCAAACAGGUCUAUAAUAUAGAAGAAUUAGAAUGUCGUACCUGUAUGUUUAUAAGUGAAAUAGAUGAAUACUUUUUAAUACCAAUAGACUCAUAUUCCAAUUAUCAUUACAUAAUUAAUAAAGAAUUUUUGAUAACAGAAGAAGUAAUAAAAAAGAUAGAUCAUUUACAAAUUAGUGGCAACCUCAAUUUGGAAUAUUAUAUGAAUAAACCCUUUAUAAAGCCACCCUAUUCAAUUAGUUUAUUUUAUACAAAUAAUCUUUUAAAUGGAUAUUUAAAUUCCUGCUCUUUAUAUUUAGGCCAAGGGUUUAAUGAUUUUUGUAACCUUACAGAAGUAAAAUCAAGCACCUUAAUUAUAGGUAAUAUAGGUAAACCAUUGAAAGAAACAAAACCAUAUAUUUUACUCUUUUUAAGAUUCAAUAAUUACAAUCAUCCAUUAAACCCAUCGAUUAUUCCUGAUUAUUUAUUCUUGGUUCAAAUGUAUACCAAGACCAAUGAUUCUAAUUCACCAAUAGAUCAAACAACAAUUAACUACAACAAAUUUAGAAAUACUUUAGAUAUAAAACAACUUCUUAUUUUUAAAUCAAAACAUUGGAAUUACUUUUAUAUAAAAACAAGACUUAUAGGAAAACAUGGAAAAAUAGAAACUAAUAUCCCAAAAUUUUUAAAAUCAACUAAGAACGCUUUUAAAGAAAUGUUAAACAUCCAAUCAACAUUAAAAGAAGAUUUAAAAAUUUUAGAAUACUGGGAUAAAAUUAAUACAACAAAUGAAACUAUUCCAAGAGAUAUAGAAUAUCUAUAUUUAGGUGAAAUUGAAGGAUCAUUACCAACCAUUCCAAAUUCAGUGACAUCUAUAGAGCUUUGUAAUGAAUUUAAUCUCAAACUAUCACGUAAAGAUAUUCCUGAUUCGGUAACCUCUAUUUAUAUAGGCGAUAUUAAAGAACCACUACAUAGAUUACCAAACAGUAUUACCGAAUUUAGUGUAUUCCGAGGAUACAAACACUCAUUAAAGAACAUUAUACCAGAUUCAGUAAAAUAUUUAUAUCUCGAAAAACUCGAACAUCUAUCUCAAAUAGUAUAUUCAUUACCAUCAAACUUAAAGAUCAUAGCGUGUGGCUGUGAAUUGUUAAAUGACCUUAAUAUUUUAAAUGAUAAAAACAUUAUAGAAAUUUUAGAUAGAUAUAGGAUAUGAAUAAAACCAAUUAAAACUCAAUUAAUCAAAUUUCAUUUUUUUUUUUUUUAUUUUAAUUGAUCAAUUAGAAAAAACAAUUGCAAAGAAUCUAUAAAAUAUCUAAAAAAAUAAAUUGUAUAAUUUUUUUAUUAAGAUACUUUGAUAGGUUAUUUAUAUAAUAUCACAAAAUGAAAAAUCUAUGUACUUUUAUGAUUAUUUCUUUUUUAAAAAAAAUAAAAAAUAAAAAAUAAAAAAUUAAAAAAAAGCAAAAUUUUUU